CUAGAAGAAAGAGGAAGUGUUGCGCUAAAGAAGUUUCGAUUACGGACGUGUGGGAAUCCGACUCCAGUCAGACGGCAACCCGUCCACGAGUGAACUUUACUUGCACUCCAACAGGGAUUAUUAGUAUUUCUGCCAAUUCUACCACUUCCAUUGCAACAGACCGGAGGCAGUUUUUCCAAAUAUUUGUAAUGCACACCGCGUUUUUCUGUUUUACUCCAUUCAUUCGUCUGCAGAAAGUUGUUAUAAGUCCAGAGUUGUUUGAAAGCCUACGGGGUUCUGCCUUCUCUGACAGCAGGUUAUGAAUGAAGUUGGUUGUUUAUAGUUUUUUUUUUGUUGUAUUGGCGGAUUAUUGCUAUUGAUCUUUCACUCUCACAUGUCACUCUGACCCGGUCAGCGAUCACCGGUGAUUGUUGUUGAUCACUGCCAAAUCAAAGUGACGCGGACUCAAAGUGAAAGUGACCGCUCAUUCAUUCCAAUGCUUUACAGCAUCGCCUUUUAAAAAGUGUGGGACUUUGAAUCUUCGAGUCUUGAUCAUGCCAGUGAGAAAGAAAGAUGCUCAGAGGGCACUGCAGCUUCUGGAGGAAUACAGAACUAAACUCAGUCAGACUGGAGACCCUCAUCUCAGACUUUCAAUUGAGAGAGUCAUCGACAUAUUUCAGAGUACACUCUUCCAUGCUCUUAUAGAUAUCCAGGAAUUUUAUGAAGUGAGCCUCCAGGAUAAUGAGGAUAAGCCCAUAGAGUCAUCAAGCCUUAAAACCAGAGAACCUUUUCCUCCUGUUAACGAAUGGAAUUUCUCUGGCCCUCCCAGUACCACUGGACCAACAGAAACCAUUCCCAACAUCUGUCCUCAAAGCGAAGAGAAAUAUAGAUAUCAGGAUGAGGAUACCACGUCUCCUCCAGAACACAACUCUCCGCACCUACCAGGGGAUGUGCGUCCUCCUGAGCUGGUCCAGGUGUCGGAGAAGAACAUUUCCCAGAUUGAGAAUGUACACGGCUAUGUUUCUCAUUCGCACAUCUCUCCUAUGAAGGUAGAGUCUCUGGAGUGCGUUUUUGAUGGGUCGUCAACAUUAGGGGGUGAGGAGGUUCCAGCCCCCGCCUUUGCCACACUAUACUCGCAAAGUGACACACUGAUGCAGCAGGCAGAUGUCAUUCCUCCCUCUUCUCCCAUAAUCCCUGUGAUCCCUAUCCCACCCGUCCCAGCCGAGACCACUGCCAUUCCAGCACCCACGUCACAGGCAAGCCCAGCACCGGUGGUGGUGAACACAGAAAGCCUUGACACCUCACCCUAUGUGAAUGGAACAGAAGCUGAUUAUGAAUAUGAAGAAAUUACACUUGAACGGGGGAACUCGGGCCUGGGUUUCAGUAUUGCAGGCGGUACCGAUAACCCCCACAUCGGAGAGGACCCAAGCAUCUUUAUCACCAAGAUCAUCCCAGGUGGAGCUGCCGCACAGGAUGGCAGACUCAGAGUUAAUGACUCUAUACUGCGAGUAAAUGAUGUAGACGUGAGAGACGUAACUCACAGCAAUGCUGUGGAGGCUCUGAAGGAAGCAGGCUGCAUUGUCAGACUGUACGUAAGAAGAAGAAAAGCCGUCUCAGAAAAAGUUAUGGAUGUAAAGCUGGUAAAAGGUCCUAAAGGUCUAGGUUUCAGUAUAGCUGGAGGAGUUGGGAACCAACAUAUUCCUGGGGACAACAGUAUUUAUAUCACCAAAAUCAUUGAGGGAGGUGCUGCCCACAAAGAUGGAAGGCUGCAGAUUGGGGAUAAACUUCUGGCUGUGAAUGCUGCUUGCCUUGAAGACGUCACUCAUGAAGAUGCCGUGACUGCCUUGAAAAACACCCCUGAUGUCGUCUAUUUAAAAGUGGCGAAACCUACUAGUGUCUUUAUGAAUGAUAGUUACGUUCCUCCCGAUGUCACCAGCUCCUAUUCCCAGCACAUGGAGAACCAUAUCAGCACCCAAAGCUAUCUAAGUCAGCCAUUAACCCCCGCUACCCCAUCUCGGUACUCUCCUAUCUCAAAAGGCAUGCUGGGAGAUGAUGAGAUCACAAGGGAGCCCAGGAAAAUAGUCCUGCAUAGGGGGACCACAGGACUGGGCUUCAACAUUGUAGGAGGAGAAGAUGGAGAGGGAAUCUUCAUCUCCUUCAUAUUAGCAGGAGGGCCUGCAGACCUGUGUGGAGAAUUGAGGAAAGGAGACCGUAUCAUUUCUGUAAAUGGGGUGGACCUCCGCAGUGCAACGCAUGAACAGGCGGCUGCAGCACUGAAGAAUGCUGGACAGACUGUCACCAUCGUAGCUCAGUACAGACCUGAAGAGUACAGUCGAUUUGAAGCCAAAAUCCAUGAUCUACGGGAGCAGAUGAUGAACAGCAGUAUUAGUUCAGGCUCUGGCUCCUUGCGGACUAGUCAGAAGAGGACCUUGUAUGUCAGAGCCCUGUUUGAUUAUGACAUAACGAAAGACUCAGGCCUGCCCAGUCAGGGGCUGAACUUCCGUUUCGGCGACAUCCUACACGUCCUGAAUGCCUCGGACGAGGAGUGGUGGCAGGCGCGCCAUGUGACUCCAGAUGGCGAGAUGGAGGAGAUGGGCGUCAUUCCCAGCAAGAAGAGGGUGGAGAGAAAAGAAAGAGCCAGGUUAAAGACGGUCAAAUUCAACUCCAAGUCUCGAGAUAAAGCGCAGUCAUUCAAUGACAAGCGUAAAAAGAACCUCUUUUCGCGAAAAUUCCAUUUCUACAAGAACAAGGACCCCAGCGAACAGGAAACAAGCGAUGUGGACCAGCAUGUAACUUCUAACGCCAGCGAUAGUGAAAGUAGUUACCGUGGGCAGGAAGAUUAUGUCCUCUCUUACGAGACAGUCACCCAACAGGAAGCGAGUUACGCUCGACCUGUGAUUAUCCUUGGACCCAUGAAAGACCGGAUCAACGAUGAUUUAAUCUCAGAGUUUCCUGACAAGUUUGGGUCAUGUGUUCCCCACACGACUAGACCAAAGCGAGACUACGAGGUUGAUGCCAGAGACUAUCAUUUUGUUGUCUCACGGGAGCAAAUGGAAAAAGACAUUCAAGAUCACAAGUUCAUCGAGGCGGGCCAAUAUAACAACCACCUCUAUGGGACAAGCGUGCAGUCAGUGCGAGAGGUUGCAGAAAAGGGCAAACAUUGCAUCCUGGAUGUCUCAGGCAAUGCCAUCAAACGACUCCAGUUAGCACAGCUCUACCCCAUAGCGGUGUUCGUGAAACCAAAAUCAGUGGAGAAUAUUUUAGAGAUGAAUAAAAGAUUGAUGGAGGAGCAAGGCAGGAAGACUUAUGACAGAGCCAUGAAACUGGAGCAGGAAUUCUUAGAACACUUCACCGCCAUUGUACAAGGGGACACAUUAGAAGAGAUCUACAACCAGGUUAAGCAGAUCAUCGAGGAGCAAUCUGGGCCGGUCAUCUGGGUACCCGUCAAAGAGAAGUUAUGAGACGGCUGAAGACAAAUAAACCUUAUUCCUCUUUAAACUUUUUUUGUAAUUUUUUUUUUUUUUCCCCCGUUUUCUUUUUUAUACUAACCUGGCCUGCUGCUGACAUUGGCUUUCUGACCCCUGAGCAUAGGACACAUGUUUUCUUUGGAUGGGCCUGGGGUCAUGGUGGGCUUACAGCCACUUCUCACUCACUCUCUCUCAUGCCUCUCUUUGAAACUGCUGUCUAGAACUCGCAUCUCAAUCUCCGCAUUUCAUCCUCCGGUGGGAGGAGACAUUGCUGAACAGCGACUUACUGGACAGAUUAUACGGUACAGAUUCCUUAAUGUUUAAGGGAGGUGACUUUCUCGAAGGAAAACCAAUGAGUUAAUGCAUUAUAUACAUUUUGGUUUGUCCCCGUCCCCCAAAUAUGAGACAUAAAGCUAAACUUUGCAUGUUUUUUGCAUUAAGAGCAUGUUUUGGAUUAUUCUUUUGAGAUUUAACACUUUUUUUUUUGUCAGACAGAUUUGAACUAUGUGAACUGCUGCCGUCAUAUUACUUUUGUUUUCUCUUGUUUAUUUUGUAAGAUCAAGCAGCCCACUUGCUGUACACAGCUGAUCGGUUUUGUCACAAGUGCACAAAGAGGACAAAAACAUUUGGCACAAAAGUUCUUCUUUUUAUAUUAAAUGUCUAUUUGUCUUAACAAUCUGUGUACAUUUUAAUCAUGGUGCAUAUGGGAGUAGCUUAUAGUUGAGGUGAAGAAAGGAACGACUUAUGGUUAUCUUUCAAAUCCAGGUGAUGACAUAUUCUUACUUCAAGAAACAGCAAUGCAAAUAAGAGAGUAUAAAUUGUAAUGUAUAUUUAAUCCCUCAGUAUACUGCCUAUUUUGUUAUAAUAAAAGUCUAUAUUGAGCUUUAAUUAAACACUAUACCUAUGGGAAUUAUUUUCUUUAUAAUGUCAAACAUACAGUACACUCAUAUAAAUAUGUGUGUAUGUGUGUGUAUAUAUAUAUAUAUAUUUUUUUUUUUUACUUUUACCUCCAUCACGUUUGUUGUUUGGUUUGUUUUUAUGCAAAAACAACACUGAUUCACGGGGCACCUGGUGUUCCAUUUGCAUCUGCUCAAACAAUAUGAAAAACUCAAGUUGGCAGUUUGUAGUCUUCAGCUAUCUCUCCUAUGUAGUUAUGUCAUGUUUACUUUUUCAUGUGACUUGCAUGAUUUCUAAAAGCAAUAGUCUUUGACGCAUUAAAUAUGAUUGAGAAGCGGAGGAGAGGGCUUCUCUUUCUGUUUUCACCUGGGAUUGUGAAAAUGUCAGAGUUAGCAUGAGCUGAUACGUUAGAGGCUAAGAGAUUCUUGCCUCUCUGUAUGUGAACUUGUCGAUUACCCAUAGCUGAAGAGAGAUUUGCUCUGCCACUCUCUAACACAAGCCUUUAACUCUCCACCAGGGGCCACACUGACAGCAUCCCCUUUUCAUUAUUAAGUUACUCGGAGAUGAUUGUUUUCUAAAAGAUUGCUUCUCUAACUUGUCUUCACGGCUUUCUAACACACUUUUAUGACUAGAUUAUGUACAUAAUCUGCCAACUUGAUUCAUUCCAUUUGUCAAAGAGGAGAACAGCUAAUAAAAACUUUUUUCUCAUACA
Messenger RNA from Pimephales promelas (fathead minnow), 5055 nucleotides. It is a transcript of the gene dlg1a, whose product is annotated as discs large MAGUK scaffold protein 1a. Gene Ontology annotation, biological process: establishment or maintenance of epithelial cell apical/basal polarity; embryo development; cell-cell adhesion. The record is from RefSeq and is a predicted model, not a curated record. Gene Ontology annotation, molecular function: protein kinase binding; ionotropic glutamate receptor binding. Lineage: Eukaryota; Metazoa; Chordata; Actinopteri; Cypriniformes; Leuciscidae. Gene Ontology annotation, cellular component: neuromuscular junction; basolateral plasma membrane; postsynaptic density membrane.